UAAAGGAGUGUUUUCUGUGGUUAUUAUUUAAGUGGUUAUUUUGAACCAGGUGUAAAUUGAGUUAACGGCAUGUUUUUGUUUUAAGGGUUUCUGAACCUUGGAUUGAACAUCUCUCUGACUUCCUGUAGUUUACAGAGUCGUUUUGUGACUGGCACAGCGUAGCCGUACAUUUGGAUCAUCUGAGCUUCACGGCUAACACUAACUUGCUAACAAGGCUAGUUGCUAACUUUAGCGAAGGGUUGAUGCGGCGUAUUUUUUUCUUUAAGUUACAUACAGUUAUUUUUUUACUCUAAUAGAUUCGUUUGCAUGUACGCCAAUUUGCGCCGGGUCAUAAAUGACAUUCCCUGUCUGGCUUCCACACACCCCCGUGCUUGCUGGCUGGCUAACCCCGCUGCCACAACACUGCGCCUCGGACAGACGGUGACGCACGGCGCUAGCUCCGAGCUCCCAUCUUUAAGCUAACAUUAGCACACGAAGAAAGCGCGCUAGCACGGAUACGCUCUGGGAAACAAAGCCGCAAAAAUCACCCGCCUAAAUGGACCACAUGUCCAUAAUAACCCAGGUUUCAAACCCGAAGGAGGAGGAAAUAUUAGCCUUUAACCAAGAUAAAGCAUCACAGUCCAAAAGCAGCUUGAAGAAGCAGAGGAAUCGGAGCAUCUUCAGCACAUUAUUUUGCUGUUUCCGAAAUUACAAUGUUGAGCCACCAGCUGCCAACUCCAACACCAGCGCCCUGCCUCCACCGGUCGAGGAGAACGGAUCCCCUCCCAAGUGUGACCAGGUCGAGGUCAUCCCUGUCCCUAGUCCACCAGCCAAAUACCUCCUGCCAGAGAUGAAGAUUUCUGAUUAUGGCAAAAAGUGUGUUGUGAUAGACCUGGAUGAAACUCUCGUCCACAGCUCAUUUAAGCCUAUAAGCAACGCUGACUUCAUUGUUCCUGUGGAGAUUGAUGGCAUAGUUCAUCAGGUGUAUGUACUGAAAAGGCCCCAUGUUGAUGAGUUUCUUCAAAAGAUGGGAGAGCUUUUUGAGUGCGUGCUGUUUACAGCCAGUCUUGCUAAGUAUGCAGACCCUGUGGCCGAUCUGCUGGACCAGUGGGGUGUGUUCAGAGCGCGGCUCUUCAGAGAGUCCUGUGUUUUUCACAGAGGCAACUACGUCAAAGACCUCAGCCGGCUCGGACGAGAGCUCAACAAUGUCAUCAUAGUCGACAACUCGCCUGCUUCCUACAUAUUUCACCCUGAAAAUGCUGUGCCGGUGCAGUCGUGGUUUGACGACAUGAAUGACACAGAGCUCCUGGACCUGCUGCCUUUUUUUGAAGGACUCAGCAAAGAAGAAGAGGUAUAUGGCGUCCUGCAGAACCUCAGGAGCAGGUAGCAGGACGGACUUAAGCACCAUGGCUGAUCUGCACACUCCUCUGUGUCCUUCUGUGCCCUCAAACCUACGCCACACCUCUCGGACUCAGGCAGAUCCUCCAAAACAUGCCCCUUUUGUCACUGCCACAAGGGGGAGCCCUGGAGUCUCACUGUGGAAACCUAUCUGCUCUUGGAGACUGGCCGUUGCCUCCCGAGUGCCAUCAGAAACUCAAACUCCCAGAAGCACUGUCACUAAAUCACAUAAGAACAGAGCAUCCUUGCUCAAGAAUAUUGGAGAAAAUUACUAAGAGGAUUGAACUCUGGUUUUUAUUUCAAACAUACAGAGUUUUAGUAACGGGAGAGUGCUUGUUUUAAAAACCAAAAAAGAAAAAGAACAUUUUUGAAACCUCUUGUGAUGCUACACAAGUCUGACAGAUUUUGUCCUCGUCGUUGCUAUGCAGGCAGUUUCUGGUGAUAGAAAGGACUGUGACUCUUUUCUUACUGAGUAAAGUGCCUUGUCUGAAAGUAGUUUAUAUGAGGAAGUGUUUUGUACAUGGCAUAUUUCAGUCUUCACAGAAAAAUAUGCUUUAAAGUGGACACAGAACUAUCUUUAUAUAAAAGUUUGGCUUUAGUUUUGUGAUCAUCAACGCUGGGUAAACAUCUUCAUAGUAUUCUUCCCCUCAGUUUACUUGUGCCAUUAUAUAGAUGUAACUUUGUUCUUUCUGCUUUCAUUAUUUGUAGGAAUGUUGUAUUUUAUUUGAUUUAGGAAACUGAAUAUGUUUGCAAUGGCUAUUUGAGAGUAGAAUUAACAUCUCAAAGUUCAGAUAAAACUGUGCCAUUACUCCUCUUGUCUUUUUGUGUUUUGUUUUAUUUGCCAAAUAAGGAAAUUAUUUUUGUCUUUACAAGGCUUUCAGUUCUAAGUGUUACAUUUAGUAAGCAUAACAUUAUUAUAGGUUUAUAAUUUUGGAUUCACUUGUAUGUAUUUGUUACUGUGUCCUAUGUGGCUACCUGUAUUUUCUUUGACAGAGUUGUACACAGAUGCAAAGGUGUCCUACUGUUUAAUUUGGUCUGACAGUGAAUAGGUCUAGUGCCAUGUUUUUGUACUUCUCAUGAGGAUAUUGUAGGGGAUUUUAGGAUAGUGGUGGGUUGAGUUCAGAUAGUGAAACUUUAAACUGCUCGUCACCUCAGUGCCUAUGUUUGAGAGGAGCCACACAAACUGAAUGCUGCAACAUUAGCUACAACCACAGUGGCAAUAAUCCCUAUGAAGGUACAUCUGUUAACAUUAUGCCUUUGGUUCAGAUCCAGUCCAGCUCAUACUUAAUGGAUUUCAGUAUUCCUUUUCAUAUAUAGUGAGUUGCCACUUAUAUUAUCUUUUAAAUGAAUGGUUGCGCAAACUAACUAAAUUAACAAUUGUUUUGUCUAAAUCUUCAACCAUGACAAAACUAAGUAAAAAAGUAAAUACAAUUAUUAAUUAGGUUUCCAUUUUCUAGUAUUCUGGUCGCUUAAAUCUGUGAAUCAAAAUGCCAUUUUAUAAUGUGAAAUUAGGACGGCCUAAACCAUUUCAGAAAUGCAACCUGUAAUCAUUUGAACAUAUAUUUGCUCUUUUACAUUGUUGGUAGUGAGUGUUGUGCUCAAGGUGGUUCAGUGCAAUGUCUUUUUCAAAAAAUAGUUUGACUCUUCUCAACCUCCGUGGUCUCCUUUCUGACAUUGUAUCGGUCAGAUUUUUCUACCCUCUUAUUCAAUAUUUGGUUCAAUAUGUUGCAUCACUGUCAUUUUUCCUGUCUAUGUUCCACCCUACAGUUUUUUUUCCUCUUGCCUUCAGUAAAAUCUGAGUCAGGUCUUGUCCUCUCAUGGGACAUGCAUGCGUGCCAGCACAAGCAUUGUUUUUGUUUCACUCAUUUUCACACAACUCAUUUGCUUUGAUUUAACACCGAAGUUCAGAAACACUUGAGUUUGAGGUCAUUAUUCUGGGACAGAUUCACUUUCAAGUUUUCUUUUUAACACUUGUCACUUCUUGUUGGCUUUUUCUUUUGAGUGUUGGCCGCAAAUUGUCAUCCUGAGCAUACUUUUUGGCUAUUUCCAUAAUAAAAAAAAAAAAUUCAUUUGA
This is a messenger RNA of Boleophthalmus pectinirostris (great blue-spotted mudskipper), 3451 nucleotides long. RefSeq names its product CTD small phosphatase-like protein. Gene Ontology annotation, molecular function: RNA polymerase II CTD heptapeptide repeat phosphatase activity. The coding region runs from base 536 to 1366 and encodes 276 amino acids. The record is from RefSeq and is a predicted model, not a curated record. The transcript has 8 exons. NCBI's taxonomy places the organism in Eukaryota, Metazoa, Chordata, Actinopteri, Gobiiformes, Gobiidae.